This is a messenger RNA of Monodelphis domestica (gray short-tailed opossum), 2567 nucleotides long. Its product is annotated as macrophage metalloelastase. Lineage: Eukaryota; Metazoa; Chordata; Mammalia; Didelphimorphia; Didelphidae. Gene Ontology annotation, molecular function: zinc ion binding; metalloendopeptidase activity. Gene Ontology annotation, cellular component: extracellular matrix. Gene Ontology annotation, biological process: proteolysis; collagen catabolic process; extracellular matrix organization. The record is from RefSeq and is a predicted model, not a curated record.
ACAAAGCCAGUCUGAGUCCUAUAUAAAGAAGGACCAUUGGGGAACCUAGUAUAGGAAAGGAAGAGAGUGAACUGACUAACUGAAAGACAGAAGAGACUGUCAGAAUGAGAAGCUUUCUGCUGAUAUUGGCUCUGCAUGCCUCUAUCUCCUACUCUCUUCCAUUAAUCAGUCCUUCAUCUUUUGAUAAAGAGCUCUUGUUUGUACAGAAUUACCUGAAAAAAUAUUUUGGCCUUAAUCUGGAAGAAAUGCCUUUGAAUAGAGUAAAAGGUAAUAACCCAGUAGUGCAGAAGAUUGAGGAAAUGCAGAAGUUCUUUGGGAUGGAGGUGACAGGCACACUGGACUCCAGAACUUUGGAGAUUAUGCACAAACCUCGAUGUGGAGUUCCUGAUGUACAAAAGUAUGGUGUUUUCCCAAAUCGACCAACAUGGAAGAAAUAUGAUCUUACCUACAGAAUAAUGAACUAUACCCCUGACAUGACCAGAGAUGAUGUAGACUAUGCCAUUAAGAGAGCUUUUGAAGUAUGGAGCAAUGUAACCCCCCUGACAUUCAGAAGGAUUUACACAGGAGAAGCAGACAUAAUGAUCUCUUUUGCAUCUGGAGUUCAUGGUGACUUUUCUCCUUUUGAUGGCCGGGAUGGCACCUUAGCCCAUGCCUAUGCUCCUGGCCCUGGUAUUGGAGGAGAUGCCCACUUUGAUGAGGAUGAAAGUUGGACAAGAGAUUUAAGAGGAUACAACUUGUUUCUUGUUGCUGCUCAUGAAUUUGGCCAUUCACUGGGUCUUGAUCAUUCUAAUGAUCCACAAGCCUUAAUGUAUCCCACCUACAGAAGAGCUGACCCCAGACAAUUCCGCCUUUCUCAUGAUGAUAUCAAAGGCAUUCAAGCCCUCUAUGGAGGUCCAGUGAAUCAUCCUUCUAAGUCACCAGGAUUGCCCACUAAACCCAAUAACAUGCCAAGCAUCUGCAAUUCCCACAUGGCUUUUGAUGCCAUUACUACACUCCGAGGAGAAAUUCUUUUCUUCAAAGAUAGGUUCUUAUGGCGCAAACAGCCCCAAAACCCAGUAGUGAGUGUUAAUUUGCUCUCUUCAUUCUGGCCAUCCCUACCAUUUGGCAUUCAGGCUGCCUAUGAAAUUGAAUCUAAGGAUCAAGUUCUUCUUUUUAAAGAUGACAAGUACUGGGUGGUCAGGGGAACAGACCUCCUAACACAAUAUCCCAAGAGCAUCCAUUCUUUGGGUUUCCCAAACUAUGUGAAAAAAGUUGAUGCAGCUGUUCAUAACCCAUUUACCCGGAAAACAUAUUUCUUUGUAGAAAAUAAUUACUGGAGAUAUGAUGAGAGGAGUCAAUCAAUGGACAGGAACUAUCCCAAACAGAUUGCUAAGGAAUUUUUAGGUAUUGGACCUAAAGUGGAAGCUGCCUUCUAUUACAACAGACACUACUAUUUUUUCCAAGGAGCCAAGCAACUUGAAUAUGACAUUACUUUCAAUCAAGUUACCCAAGUUCUGAAGAGCAACAGCUGGUUUGGUUGCUAAGUUAGAAACAAAGCCUGUGGGCUAAUGGCCUAAACCAAUUAUUUUAGUUCAUUAAUUUAUUGAACAAAAUCUUUUUGCCCCCACUUGUGUUAGGGUUUUCCUAGUUCAUAAGAGCCAUGAUCUAUUUUAUUCAAAUAUGGGGAUGAAGAGGAAUAAUAGGGAGCUUCCUUCUACGGAUAUAUCUGAAAGGAUUCCUGUCCUUUUCAUGAUGAAAAAUGUAGUCUAUUCAAAACAGUCAUAUUUAUAUGUUAUUAAUUAGUCCCCAAACAAAUUAACAAAUAAAAAAGUGAAAAUAAUUUUAAGUUAUUUAAAAAAACUGCUCUUGAAAAAGUUAAAGGGAAGUGUAACCCUUUUUGUUUUUGUUUUUGUACUUUGUCCUUUCAAAAAGCCUCUAAAAUACAAUGGAUUAUAAUUUUCUUGGGUUCUGUGUUUCCCUACCCUCUAUGUUUGUCCCCUAACCAUUUUAAGAGGAGAAAUCCCUACAGGCCAAGGGAAACUCCAAUUUGCCACUCUAUACUUUUGUUCUUGAACUGAUUUCUUGGUGUGAGGGUUCCCAGUAUGGAAAUUCUAUCUCCUGAUACAGAUCCCUUCUUUGUAAUUAAUUUGUAGAGAAUUUCAUGGAGACCCUGAGAGGUUAGGUGAUUUGUCCAAGGUUAGUAGGUAUUGUAGACAGGCCUUUAACUUGGGUCUUCUUAAAUCCAAGGCUGGUCUUUGGCCCCCAUGUUCCUUAUUCCAUAUUACCUCUCAGGCUCACAGUAGAGGGCUUAAUAAAAUACAACCAUUCUACCUAUAACUUCAGUACUGAAUUGUUUGUGUGAAAAUUCAAACUUAUUUAUAAUUUAAUCACAUGUAUCUUUGAAUGUAAGGAUGAAAGAAGUGCAGACUCUCUUUAAAAGGUCAAAAUGCUAUGCUUGAACAUGUAACUAAAGUGAAAAAUCUAAAUGUGUAAUUUAACUAUGUAACUUAUUGCUCAUUAUCCUGUUGUACAAUAUUUUUAUGGAGUUUCUUAAUUAUUUUUAACUUUUAUUUGCAAAAUGUUACUGU